This is a messenger RNA of Daucus carota subsp. sativus, 522 nucleotides long. Its product is annotated as nuclear transcription factor Y subunit C-2-like. Gene Ontology annotation, molecular function: protein heterodimerization activity. Lineage: Eukaryota; Viridiplantae; Streptophyta; Magnoliopsida; Apiales; Apiaceae. The transcript has a single exon. The record is from RefSeq and is a predicted model, not a curated record. Bases 1 to 522 code for a protein of 173 amino acids. Gene Ontology annotation, cellular component: nucleus.
AUGGCUUCAAACAUCAACCCUCAAAACCCACCACAACAAAUCUCUGAAGUUGACAAAUCCUCAUCAGGUAAAAUGAAUCAACGCAACCCCUUUAAUGCGAUGGCUCAACAACAGAAAUAUCUGCUUGAUCGUUACUGGAAUUACCAGAUGCAACAGAUCAUGGGUGCCACAGAAGCUGAAGUCAGGAAACCUGCAAUUCCUUUGGCACGAAUUAAGAAGAUCAUGAGGGCUGAUGCGGAUGUUAAGAUGAUAUCCGCAGAAGUUCCCCUGAUCUUCUCUAAGGCUUGCGAGUUCUUUGUUCAGGAACUCACCAUCAAGUCCUGGCCUCGUGCUGAGUAUCAUGGACGUCGAACCCUCCGUAAGGAGGACAUUGCUGAGGCCCUUGGAUCUGAACCGAUGUGCUAUGAGUUUCUCUUUGAUUCGGUAGGUAUUCCACGGGAAGGUGGCGAUGAGAAUGAGAUGAAUGAUGGUGAUGGUGGGCUUGGGGAUGAGAUGGAUGUUGAUGAUGGAGCCGCUAAUUAG